UCAAGUACUUAUCAUAUCAUUGGAAAAUGUACAAGGAAUAUCAUUCAUACUGUUUGUGUAUUAUCCGUGAAUGUAUAUCAUAUAUAAGUGAAAAUCAAAAAUAAAUUUGUCCAGAAAAUCAGAGAUUUUAUAAGAAAGAAUCGGUUCGAAAAGAACCGAUAAAGGAAGAUUAGAAAAUCGAAAUGUCAGAAAAUCUUAAAAUAUUAAAUAGAAAAAAUAUUAUAAUGAAGGCCAAGACAGUUAUAAGAACGAGUACGUUAAGAAAUUUGCUAUUUUUUACUAUAUUGUUAUCUACCUUAAUAUGUUGUUUGUGGAUGACACGUAUUCCCGAAAACGUCACUGGUUACUCAAAUAAUCUCAGCCAUUUCAGAAAAACACGAAACCUACCGGAUUAUCUUCAGGAAAUAAGACUUCUUCUUGAGCCGAAAAUAGCACCGUGUGAAGAUAAUUUGCCAAUUUUGGUGAUGGUAACCACUGCGCCUUCUCACACGGAGCAGAGAUAUGCGAUCAGAAAUACAUGGGCUACUCGGCUGCCUACUUUGUUUAUAUUGGGGUUGAGUGGUGAGGAAUUGCAGAAUCUGAAUGACAGACAUGAAGAUGAUUUAAUCGUGUACGAAUUCAAAGACGAUUACCAGAAUCUCACCUUAAAGGUGGCGCUCAUGGUGAAGUGGGCAUCGGAGAAAUGCUCAUCAGUUAAUUAUUUUAUCAAAACCGAUGAUGAUAUGCUAUUAAAUCCUUGGCAGUUGGAAAGAAUUGUGCGGGACAAGCCAGACGCUGAUCUCAUUGGUUAUAAAUUUGUGAAUGCAGAGCUGGAUCGUAAUGAGAACAGUAAGUGGUAUUUGCCAAGUUGGUUGUACCCUGAGGAGUUUGUGCCGGAAUAUCUCUCUGGAACUGCGUAUCUUAUUAAUGGAAAACACCUCAAAGCAAUAUUUUUUGAGGCGCAUAAAGUCCCACUAAUUAACAUUGAAGAUAUUUACAUUACAUAUUUAGUGGCGAAACGCAAGCUUGGUUUAAAUUUGACCCACGAACCAAGUUUCUAUGGAUCGCCUUGGCCACCCUUAGUAAGCUUUUAUUGGGAAUUAGCAUCAGUUCACAGCUUCACACCAACAGAACUUUUGGCAUGGUGGUCAGAGCUCUUGGCUAUGAGCAAAAAUGUCAAAUGAAAUAAGAAUAUGGAUUAACUUUAACGGACGCUAUGACGUAUCAUGUCGCGUGUCAACUGUCAACGCGUAUUGGACUAAAGAUGCUGUUGAUAAAUUAGAACGGAACGUACAAUGGUUUUUCUUAUUCUGUUAUACGUCUUUCGCUUUACAUUCUCACUGCCCAAGCUUUAUCUAGCCCUUUUUUAAGCAGUUCACUUUUAUCAGCAGAUCAGAUGUGGAAGGGAAUUAUUAAAAAAAAUAGCGAUACAGCAUCAGUCAAUUCAAGUUAUUUACAACUUGAAUCGCUUAAACCAAUGGUAAUCUAUGGUUGCAUUGGUAACGGCUUAUAAGUUAGAUUGUCACAAAAUAUCGUUAAUUAUUUGUAUUUAAGCGGGCUAUAAUACUUCCAAAAAACUCUUAUCUUUAACCAAAAGUGUAUAUUUUUUUAUAAAUUUAC
Molecule: messenger RNA, 1599 nt
Organism: Pieris rapae (cabbage white)
Lineage: Eukaryota; Metazoa; Arthropoda; Insecta; Lepidoptera; Pieridae
Product: beta-1,3-galactosyltransferase 2
Exons: 7
Coding region: 183-1163 (326 amino acids)
Cellular component (GO): membrane
Molecular function (GO): hexosyltransferase activity
Source: RefSeq, a predicted model, not a curated record